ACCACCCCUUUCGACGAAGCGCUCCCUCAAUCCACCCCUCACCGCUCCCUCCCUUCACAGCCGUCUGCUUCCUUCCAGCUGUCACUCCGACCGCCUGCACCCAGCACGUUUCCUUUGCGACACAGCCCCCAGCUGUACAUAAGAAGCAAUCGAAGCAAUUUCAUUCGAACCACCUUCGUUCAUCACGAGUAUUGUGACACGCAAAUCUCUUCGCGCAACUAAGAAGGCAGACUUUCCCGGAUUGCAACCGCCACCAUGUCCGCGUCUCCGAGUGCCACCACGGCUCAAUCGCAGAAGCGACCUCUUGAGGAACCUUCCUCUCCGAACGGUGCAGCCGACCAGCCUGAUGCAAAACGACCUGCAUUGGAUAAAGUAGUUAAAGAGGAGGAGAAGAGUGAAAAUGGGAGCACUGCUCCUGCCCAGGAUGCGACCGCAGAAGCAGAGGCAGCGUCAGUUUCCAACGGCAUCAAAGACGAGCAAGGCGACACUGUGGUGCCCGAUGCACCAGCAAAUGCCGCAGCUGUCCCUGGGACUCAGCCCAUUCAGUCAACGACCACCGCGAACGGACGAGCGUCGUCUCAAGGCCCCGCUCAUCAGGACGAAACAGGCUGGCUCCAUAUUCGAGCGAUCAUCUCCAGCCCUGAAGCGGCGACGGUCAUUGGUAAGGGUGGCGAAAAUGUCACUCUAAUCCGAAAAAUGUCGGGUGCCAAGUGCACGGUGUCCGACUAUACACGGGGAGCUACGGAGCGGAUUCUCACCGUGAGUGGGGUUGUCGAUGCAGUGGCCAAGGCUUUCGGGUUGAUCAUUCGUACGUUGAACAAUGAAGAUCUCGAGGCACCUUCCACCCCCCAAUCCAAGACCUACCCUCUCCGCUUGCUCAUCCCCCACAUCCUCAUUGGCUCGAUCAUUGGCAAAGGUGGGGUCCGCAUCCGCGAGAUUCAGGAAGCGUCUGGAGCCCGACUGAACGCCUCGGAUGCCUGCCUGCCCCUUUCAACUGAGAGAUCGUUGGUUGUUCUUGGCGUUGCUGAUGCAGUUCAUAUUGCGACAUACUAUGUUGGGAGCACCUUGGUUGAGCAACUGACAGAGCGAUUUGGUGGUCCCGCAGCUUCGGCGUAUGCCACACGAAGUGGUGCUCCGGCAAGUGCGGUGCCUGGUGGAUUGCAGGUUGUCCCUUAUGUUCCACAACCUGCUAGUGGACAAUGGGGCCCUCCCGAUAAUUUCAGGCGUCACAACAACCAAAGUCAACGAACUCCCUCGAACCCAUAUGGUGUUCCGUACCUCCACGGACAAGCACCUCAGCAGCAACCUCAGUCGGCGAUGCACUACGCAUCCAACUCUCCUCGCGCGGCUUACGCUGGUGCAGGACCUCAGCAGCCGCAACAAUACGGCGCGCAGGCUCAGCCUCAAGCAGCUCAUGCCACUGCCGCUCAACCGGCUAUGCAGGGAAUGCCGGGACAGCCUGUCACUCAACAAAUCUAUAUCCCCAACGAUAUGGUCGGCGCUAUUAUCGGAAAAGGCGGUGCGAAGAUCAACGAAAUCCGUACUCUCAGUGGUAGCGUGAUCAAGAUCAACGAGCCGCAGGACAACAGCAACGAACGGCUGGUGACCAUUACCGGGACACCCGAAUGCAACCAAAUGGCGCUCUACAUGCUCUAUUCCAGGCUUGAAAGCGAGAAGCAUCGGAUGUAAUGAUGCUAACAUGAUGGUGAAGAGAGCGGCAGAUGCUCCAGUGAGAAGCGAUCGAUCUCGUUCCACCGGGAGCAAGGACAAAACAUCGAUGGGAUUGUAAGUUAGAGGGA
Molecule: messenger RNA, 1799 nt
Organism: Eremomyces bilateralis CBS 781.70
Lineage: Eukaryota; Fungi; Ascomycota; Dothideomycetes; Eremomycetales; Eremomycetaceae
Exons: 3
Coding region: 256-1689 (477 amino acids)
Biological process (GO): regulation of gene expression; regulation of RNA metabolic process
Cellular component (GO): cytoplasm; nucleus
Molecular function (GO): mRNA binding
Source: RefSeq, a predicted model, not a curated record